Thermothielavioides terrestris NRRL 8126 is the source of this 2318-nucleotide messenger RNA. RefSeq lists its product as uncharacterized. The transcript is spliced from 3 exons. The coding region runs from base 777 to 1937 and encodes 386 amino acids. The record is from RefSeq and is a predicted model, not a curated record. NCBI's taxonomy places the organism in Eukaryota, Fungi, Ascomycota, Sordariomycetes, Sordariales, Chaetomiaceae.
UAUUCCGUGAAGGGAGACUGCUGCUGGAGGGAGCAGCCAAAGACGAAUGGGAUUCCAGAAAACUCUUCGAACUCAGCAAUAACGCUAGCACAACCAUUGGCAACCGUUCCGACCUGAGCAACAAAUCAACGAUUCAUUUCUUUCCUUUACCUUCCUUUCCGAUCCAUUUUUCACAUCCUUCGUCUUCAUCGCCUUCACGCUGGUCGGACCUUGGCAACCGGCCAGAGUUGAGGUCAGCGCUGGUAGGACGCUUCAUUCUCCGCCAUGUCUCCGCAAGGCGCUCUCCGUCCCGUUCUCCCGCAGGAGAUAUGGUGGCUUGUUGCGCAGGAGCUCGCACGCAGGCGCGACUUGAAGGGCCUCUUUCGUUUCGCCCUCGUGAGCAAGGGCACGGCAAGAUCGGCCUUGCCGCUGCUCUACGCUAUCGCCUCAAAGGAUAGUGGCCGCAUCAAGGCAUUCCUGAGUCUAUGGCGAUCUAUCAUCGCCUCAAGCCUUGGCGCAACCCUCUUUCCGUAUUGCUGCUGGCUCAAGUCUCUGAAGCUCAACAUUCUCCACAGAAAUCUGGAGCGGCUUGCGCGGGACCGCGACAGUACUAUUUCCCGGGCUCAGUUUUUUGCCCCGCCGCUGGAGAAGCUGGAGAUUGUGCUGGGGCCGGACCAGCACUCGAUGUUGACGCUGUGGUAAUCCAGAUCGCUAGCAUGCUCACAGAGCACAUCCGAGCCUCGGUCGACCGGGAGGACAAGCGAGCCAGCAUCACCAGCCUCACACUCCUCCCCAGAAUGACCACCAAGAAUCUGUCAAAGUGGCUGCUGCCCCUUUCUCGCCUGAGCUCACUCUGCGUUGCCGAUAGCACCGUGCUGAACCACGACCUGGCUUGCGUUAUCCGAGCCAACUGUCCGGCGUUCAGGGAGCUGACAUGCACAUCUUAUACUGGAGACCUCUUUGAUAGGAACCUGGCCACCUUCAUCAGGGGUCUUAAAACCAACACACUAAGAUCUCUCACUGUCUCCCCCCACCUAUUGGAGACAACUUCGAUUGGCGGACAGUCUUUGACAGCGUUGUCUAAGCACUCCCGCUCCUUGAACACGCUUCACGUAUGGGGCCUCCAACUGCCCGGCUUCAGGUCAUUGCAUGUGUUGCGUGACUGCGUCCGCCUGAAGUCAUUGCGCCUCGGAACCACGCACCACUUCGAGGAUUAUUCCUGGCAAACAACAUGCGGGUCCGUCAUCCGGGAAGUGGUUCUGUGGCUACAAAACUGUACGGCUCUCAAGGAUUUGUACUUCGAUCGCCUCCCAGCCUCCCUCGUGGUUCUGAGAGAGGUCCUCAGAUCAGCCAACGUCCGCCUGAAAAGGCUCUCUCUCCUGGCGGCCCGCCCCGAGGUACUGGACAGGGAAUUCUUCGACUCCCUCUCCUACCAGACUGAACUUCAGCGUCUCGAUAUCGUGUUCCGCCAGGCCGACUUCGCGGAGAUUGAUAAGGCGGAUCGGCCCAUCUUUGUGGACGCUAUUUCCCGCUGCCGCUACCUGCGCCGCCUCUGCGUCAACGAGGCGUUUACCUUAGGCAACAUCAUCUGUCUCAGUAUCACCCUGCCGUUUCUGGAGUACUUCAUGCUGGACGGAUGCCUCGUCAACGACAUAUCCCUGGCCACCCUUUCGCGGCUGUUGAGGCUGAAGACGCUCCUCGUCACUGGACGCUGGGCAGUCACGCCAGCCGGAGUUUGGAAUUUUCUGGACGAGCUUGAAAGGCGCCAGGGCGGCGAACACGAUGGGCUGAUUAUUGUUUUUGCAGCCCGUCCGGAAACCCCCAAAUUCACAGAUGAGGAGGUUUCCGACUUGAAUGCGGCGGUAUCUCGCCGUUUCAAGGGGGGAAGGUUUGUGAUUACCGAAAGGCACCUCCCAACCCUUUCUGGAUUAAGUGACAUAUUGGAGCCAGCUUCCUAGGGAAGGCUGAUUACAUAGCUGCGAUACUGGUAUUCGAGAGAAGUUGGAGUUCCACGCUUCAGCUCAGAUACCCUAUGGUCUUCCGGACAACUCCAACUUACACCCCCUACCAAUCUCCUCUUCGGUCUUGAUGAUGGGCUGUACCGUCCAGAUGCCUCUUGAGUUUGCUUCGUGAUCUCGGUUUAUCAAGGGAGUUGCAAUGAUCCAUACACGCAACGUGAUCCUGAAUAUACAGGUAGGAGAAAGCAUUCACAAGGGAAAAGGAUGGUAUAAUGCAAAGUAACUAGCUGGAGAUGAGGCAUGCUCCGACAGUCAGACAACCCACAAACACGCCCGCUAACUCAUAUGCGCCAAAAAAAAAAAAAAAAAAAAAAAAAAAAA